Messenger RNA from Pocillopora meandrina, 3056 nucleotides. The record is from the annotation of a GenBank genome assembly. NCBI's taxonomy places the organism in Eukaryota, Metazoa, Cnidaria, Anthozoa, Scleractinia, Pocilloporidae.
AUGAUGAAAUUUUCAAACAAAUUUGAAGUUUUGCUUUCACUGAUAACCGCUUCAGUCCUUGUGGUGACCGGCCAAAGGGCAAAGUUCAACGACAACGCAAGUGAAACUGCCUUAGGGUUGACUAAGCUUAAGGCCAAAGAACUUGCAGCCAACCCAAGUGCUUUGAUACACGAGGCUCUGCAUCUCGUGCGACGACGAAGAAAUAUUGAACCGAGAUAUGACGACCAAGUUAAGAGGAAUAUCCACGACAAAAUUGCCAAUUUGGCUAGCAAACAAAGAAUCGAAGAAGACUCAUCAGGAACGGAGAGAGAACAUUCAGUUGAUAAACGCCAGCUUCCUGAGGGUCUGGGUAUGUUAAAAGACUAUAUGGGUGUUGCUGAGAAUUCAGACAGAUUUCACCAUUUUACGGCUGGUCCACGAAAUGAAGACAGGUCAUACAUACGGGAAAAAAAGAGUCUGCAUGAAAAUGUAAGAGGAAUAUUAAUAAUGAUCUUAGUUCAACCUUUUUUUCCGUUGGACGUCUUUUUUGUCUUGGUGUGUUUUUUGUUGAAUUUUGGUUGAAAAGUUAGUGUUAUUGCUCGUUGCUAGUUUGUAUGUAAGUUUUUUCGUUUGUUUGUUUUUUCUUCCUUUUAACUUUGAUCGUUUGAUGCAUUUUUUUUUUAAAAAGGACGUGAUUUCUCUGUCGAAAAGUUCCCAAGACGAAAAGCCACUGGAUUUUAAUCCCAUGUCGCUCGAAGACUUGAUAAAAAAGAUGGCUCCCUUACUGAAAGGGAAAGAUGGAAGGGAUGGUAAAGAUGGAAAGGAUGGAAGAGAUGGAAGGGACGGUCCAAAAGUAAGGAGUUGCUAAAACUCGGUAAUCUUUACUAUAAAUUAAGUGAACAGAUUUAAUCACUUAUACCAAAAAACCGAAUCGAUCCAUUGAUUGGGAGAGGCAUGAAUUAAAAUGAACAAAUAGAUAAUUAGAUAAAUGAAUGAUUGUUUUUUCAAUCAUUGCAGGGUGACCCUGGCUAUCCCGGCCCUCCUGGACCAGCCGGCCCCUCUGGAUCAUCAAAGGUUAGCGGAAAAGAGUCUACAAGGCUCAUUAAUGAAUAAUAUCACCUAGUGGCUAUUGAAAACUCCGUAAAUCUAGCCUUUGCUUGACUACAUACAACAUAAUACGGCUUUUACUUCUGGAUGUGCUGAAGUCGAUCAUCAGUAGAGUGCCUCAUUUUGCUUUUUGUACUUUAAAGAAUACGCAAUUAGUACAAUCGAGUCCACUCUCGCUUGAUCAUGAUGUCGAAUCCACCUUAAGAAUACUGGGGCCCGAAUUUUUUCAGUCAUAAAGACACUUUUUUGCUCAUGGAAGCAGCCUUUUUUUUUGUUGAAAACAGAAAUUUGAGGAAACUCUCGAUAGUUAUAUUUUAAUGACAAAGGGGGGAAGACAACAAUUUCUUUGAUGAACAAAAAUAACAUCUAAGUUUCAAAUUUGAAAUGGUUAUGGUACAUGGGUAAGUGAUGAGGUAUUUGAGUUCACAAGCGACAAAAGAGAACAUUCUAGAGUCUCAUCAUCAACUUAUUUUUUUUCUCCUUUCAAAUGCAACUGGAUUAAAGGGGUGCGCUGAAGCGUAUGAAACUCGUGGUGUUGUUACUUCUUCAACAACUACGGACAAGGAGGUAAACUUUGUGAAUAACAACAACAACAAACAAUCGAAGAAUCGAAUAAAAUUGUAAGCUGGUUUGUUGGUCUUGAUACAAAGGAACCGAUGAUUUUUAUCACAUUCAACCGAUAGAAUGUCUGGAAAGCAACAGCACAGAGGAAGGACACCGAUCUGUGGUGCUGCACUUUUUACACAUUAUGUCAAGUGUGGUUAUAAUAUUUGAGUGAUUGACUUAUUGAUUGACAAGUGAGUUGUUGAUUGUUUAAUUGUCGAUCUAUUUUAUCGUUUUGCUUUCUUUUUAGGAGAAGCCAUCUGUUCAUGUGACGAGUGAUGGUAAAGCAUUUCGUUUCUCAGACGGUCUGGGUAAGUCAUAAUGCUACAACAAUGUCUACAAUGUCUAUCUAUCCUGAGUGCCAAAUGAAUCGUUUCUUUGUCUAACCGUGGGGACAUAUCUUAGGGUGAUAGACAAGAAAACCUGAAUCCGAUUUCUCAAACUCACACAUCUGGUCGUGAAUAUCGCAGAAUAUCUUAUGAGACAUUGCGAUCCUUAUCAUGAUUGGCGCUUUGAUUUUGGCAUUAUCAUAAACUUAUUUAAUGUUGACUGCUUUCUACAGACAAAAAUGUAUAAAUGAAAUAUUGUAUAUAUACAUAUGUCUCUAUUUUUCUCGAGCAGAAUAUUCCCACUGGUGCUCGGAGUGUCCAACUUCACAUCUGGCUGGAGGGAUAAAAUCCACCAACACAUCCUUGGAAAUUCCACGAGAUGGUCGCUACUUCGUAUACUGCCAAUUUCAUUUCCUUCAAACUGACAAUGAUAGGACAGGAUUUGAAAUCUUGAUCAACGGAAAUAUUUACCUGUCAAAAGUUGUGAAAGGUGAAGAAGCCACCUACUCUGGAGCUGUUUUUGUAAUGAAAAAGUCAAGUAUAGUAACAGUGAGACUUCUCGGUCAUGGCACCAUAGAAGGCGAUCAUACUGUCAACUUUUUGGGCGCGUAUGAGUUAUGAACGACAUAUUGAGCCCAGAAAACUGUCUGAGGUGACUUGAAAUACGCAGAAUUGUUCAAAGAGUUAUAAAAGGGUGUCUAGAACUGGUCAAGUAUGUUUCGACGGAAUUUCUAGGACAAGAGAGCUUGUUAUCAGGUCUCCAAUCGAUUUAGAAUUUGCUCAAAGGUAUCCGAAGUUCGUUUUUUCCAGGAAUGAUUUAUAGUGAUGUAUCAAGCUUGACUUUCUCAUCUAAAAUACAAAUUUUCUAGAGAUUGACGACAGCGGCGUUUUUCAAAGUUGUGAUAUAAAUGACUUCCUAGGACCAGGUUCUGAACCUAAUGUAAUAACACUGAAAGACAUUGACAAUCUAACAUUGGUUAGUAGCAGUCUGUUGUUUUUAAAUAAGAUGCAAGAUGUAGACCCAGUGUCAUCAACGCC